AUGUCUUCACGUGCGAUUCGGAAGUUGCAGAAGCUGCGCGAGCAGGAGCUGCUGCAGCAACAAGAAAACGAAGACGCAUCUAGCGAUGAUGAACCCCCGCGCCCCACGAAGCCAAAGUUUAACGCCUUCGAUCUUCUGAACGCCGGCGGCGACGACGACGACGACGAUGAUAACGACCUAGAAUCGGAGGAGGAUGUUCAAGAACCUGUGAUUCAGCAACCCGAACCUGAGCCUGCGCCUGCUGAGCCCAAGAGUGCCAGCAAGAAGAAGAAAAAGAAGAAGAAGAAGGCCAAGGCGGCGGUAGUUACUGAACCAGAAGGCAAUAAAUCCGACGAUGAGCUGGACGAAAUCGAUCGAGCGUUGAAGGAUCUCGCCACGGACGGUCAACUACCAGCUGGCGCGGGUGCAGGAGCCCUGACAAAGGAUAAUGAAAAUGCCUCGUUCGCAAAAACGACCGACGAACUGCUCGCGGUCGAUCCGAAGUUUUUGAAUGCGACAAAUGAGAUGAAGCGGCUAUUUGGAAAUGUGGUCUUGGAAAACUUCGACCAACCGGCCGAUGCAGGUUCUGGUCGUCGACGGGAUCGCAAUCGCGAAACGGUAGACCUCGGUCGAGCCUUAACCGGACGGUACAGUCCGGCCAGUAGAGGCCAGAGCUUAGCGGGUGUGACACUACGGCGGAAUAUCUUGAUGCAAGGCAAGGACGAGUGGCCUCGAGCGCCAAGCGGAGGACUUGGCAUGGAGCUCGAGGAGAAGCUCGCUUCGGGCGUCACACAGUACCGGAUCGUUCACAAUGCAGGCUAUCAGGACGUACAGAGACAGUUCGAGCUGUGUGUCGAGUCGAUGGAUCCACAACGCCUGAUCCACCACCUACAAUACAACCCUUAUCAUAUCUCGACUCUACUUCAAGUAUCUGAGAUCGCCAAGCACCAAAGCGAUCAUGCCGUCUCUGCCGAUCUUUUGGAGAGAGCACUCUUCAAUAUUGGGCGCUCGGCUCACUCAUCGUUCAACACACGUGCCAGAGAAGGCCAAGCCAGACUGGACUUCCUGCAUAUGGAGAAUCGUGAGUUGUGGCUUGUUGGUUGGAGGUAUAUUGCAAACUUGGGUAUGAAGGGCACAUGGAAAACUGCGUACGAAUGGGCCAAGCUAUUACUGAGUUUGAAUGACUCCGACCCUUAUUGCAUGAAGCUUCUGAUCGACCAUCUUGCUCUACGUGGCCGAGAGUAUGCUCAGUUCGUGGAUCUGUGUACCCAAACACGAUUCAGUCGCGAUUGGGCUGACCUUCCAAACAUUCAAUGCUCGCUGGUCAUGGCGUAUCUGCGGUUAAACAAGCCCCAAGACUGCCGCCGGCAGCUUCAUUAUGCCAUGUCCCGUUACCCGUGGGUGUUCAACCGACUCGCUCAAGAGCUGGACCUUCAACACAUCCCUAAACAGAUUUGGGGCAAGAUGCCUCCGACUGGACCUCACGAACUUCUUACCGAACUAUAUAUCUCGCGAGCGAAAGACCUCUGGAAUACACCGGAGGCUGUUUCUCUCAUCGUGGAAGUUGCCGAUACUCUUUCCGACGAUCAGCAGGCUAUUGAGCCACCAGAGAUUACGUUGGAUAUCGCCCGCCAUGUGGUUCUCUCCGACAUCCCCAAAGUCACAACCCAUCUCCCAACUCGCUUUGUUUCCGGUCGAAUGUCCGCAUCGGAUCCUCUCCCACCGUACGAGUCCGAAGCUUUCCGCCAACAGGCCGAUCCAACACCGUCUUAUCUCGCACGAGUUCCAGAAGCUGGGCGGCCACAAUGGCUUCGUGACCUUUUGGAUCAAAUGCAAAACGGUGCUGGUAUUCGGUUCCCGGGGCUUCCAGGGGGUGACGAUGGAGAGGAUACCGAUGAUGCUCCGCAAGAUGAGGCCGAGAAUGCCCCAGCCGGUGGGCGAGUACGCGCUUUGGCUGGUGACCAACAAGUGCUCGAGCAAUGGCUCCUGCAGGAUGGGCUGGAAUCUUUGCAGAUGUUCCUGCAUGAAUAUGGAGUUGAUCGAGGGAACUGGGGGGACGUGGUGGACUACGGUCCGCUGACCGAUUACCUUGAAGCUCUCCAGGAAAUUCAACCCGAGACGUCUAGACAGCGACUUCUACACGGUCCCAUCCACGAGGUGAUAGGCGAGUUUGCGGUCACAAUGCUCGAGGAUGAGUUGGAGAUGAUGGAGGACGAGCUGACUACCGAAAAUAAUGCAUAG
Penicillium cataractarum is the source of this 2220-nucleotide messenger RNA. RefSeq names its product transcriptional repressor TCF25 family protein. The transcript has a single exon. The coding region runs from base 1 to 2220 and encodes 739 amino acids. The record is from RefSeq and is a predicted model, not a curated record. Gene Ontology annotation, biological process: ribosome-associated ubiquitin-dependent protein catabolic process; rescue of stalled cytosolic ribosome. Gene Ontology annotation, cellular component: RQC complex. Lineage: Eukaryota; Fungi; Ascomycota; Eurotiomycetes; Eurotiales; Aspergillaceae.